Protopterus annectens (West African lungfish) is the source of this 715-nucleotide messenger RNA. RefSeq names its product serine-rich coiled-coil domain-containing protein 1-like. Lineage: Eukaryota; Metazoa; Chordata; Ceratodontiformes; Protopteridae. The transcript is spliced from 5 exons. The record is from RefSeq and is a predicted model, not a curated record. The coding region runs from base 31 to 360 and encodes 109 amino acids.
UACUUUUUGUUUUAUCUGCAGAGUGCCGAAAUGAGCCCAGCAAGUAGCAUCCAUUCAAUUCCUGUCAGUCCGAGCUCUGAAAUGCCAUUUCCUUUUAAGGAUUUAAUGAAAGAUGAAAAUUCAAUGUUAAAACUUCAGCUUAAGGAGAAAGAUGAUACGAUUUCUCAUCUGCGGGACGAACUGGAAAAAGCACAACAUUUACACAGAGUCCUUGGCUACAGAAUGGACAGAAUGGACAAGUCCACACAGACAGAAUUUAUUGCCCGUGAUCAGCUCAGCGAUCCUCCCAAGGCAGAAGACCCCUGGAAAUGCAGACAGCCAUACAAAAUCAGGAACUGCAGCAGUGAUGGAGAAAAAUGAAUUCAAAAUGAACAUUAAUGUCUCCAAUUAUAAUUUAAAGAAGUGAAAAAUAAAAUGAUGCACAUAUAUGUAAACGGUUUUACUGUAAUAUAAUUAAACUGUCUGUACCCAACUUUGUUUUUGAAUUCUUUUGAUGCCAAUGCCUCAUAAAUAUUUAAGAGUAUCUCGAUAACUGUCAGAUAAGUAAGAAGAUGCCUAGAUGGUACACACCUCUGGCAAAGCAAUCGCAUGUAAAAUGUUGGCAGAGAAAGACUGGCUUUGACAUCUCAGGAUCAAAAGCAACAUUUUUAAGUUUUGUACAAAGCAAUAUUUUUGUAUAAAAAGUAGCAUCAAUAAAGACUGCAUUAUAAUGUAA